Messenger RNA from Cajanus cajan (pigeon pea), 1623 nucleotides. RefSeq names its product protein ENHANCED DISEASE RESISTANCE 2. NCBI's taxonomy places the organism in Eukaryota, Viridiplantae, Streptophyta, Magnoliopsida, Fabales, Fabaceae. The record is from RefSeq and is a predicted model, not a curated record.
GAAAGACUAAGUAAGAGAGAAAUAGAAACCUCGGAUUCGAGCUUCAACAAAAAGAAAGAAAGAGUGGUCGCGUCGCAGUUUCACAACAGAGCCUGAGAGUUAAGGCACACAACAACUCUUUCACUUUUACUCCCUCUCUUCACUUCACUCUGCACAGGAGUAUCAUCAAUGAAGUCUAUUGGCAAUUAAAGACUGCUUUGAUUUCCUUUGCUGCUCAUAUUUGUUUAUUGGGGAUGUUGGAGGUCUCAUACGAACCAGUGAUAUGGUCAAAAUAGAGUUUGUAAGUGGGAGUAUGCCCUUAUCUUACAAUCUGAUUUGGUACGAUUGACUUUGGCUCAAAACUCAUUCUUAAGAUGGUAACAGAGUCUAUCUUAACUAUUGUUACCUCCAAUCAAGUGGUUAUUGUGCCACCCAUAGAUUCAAGUCGUUUUAAGAAGCAGCGUAAAUUUAUGGCUAGUGCUGGUGAUAGAGAGGAAUCUGAAUGGAUAGAUAGGAUAAUAUCUGAAGGAGCCGUUCCACUUCUUGAGCCAGAUAAUUGUUCAAAUGGUUGGGCUACCCCUCCUGGGGAUGCAUUCAUGGUCAGAGGCCCUGAGUAUUUUACAACAAGGGUUAAGGUUCCAGCUGGUGAUUAUCUGCUCAAGCCUCUCGGUUUUGAUUGGAUUAAAAGUUCAGUGAAAAUUGGGGAGAUAUUGAACAAUCCCAAUAGUCGAGUUAGGAAGGUCAUUGAUAAUGAGUUUCCAGCAGGUGAUAAACCCUUUUUAUGGGCCUUCAAUCUUCAAGUCCCAACCAAGGAUAACUAUAGUGCUAUUGCAUAUUUUACUACCAAAGAGCCAGUUGUUGAGGAUUCUCUAAUGGACAAGUUCUUGAAGGGUGACAAUGCAUUCAGAAACUCAAGGCUUAAGCUGAUUGCCAACAUUGUAAAAGGUCCUUGGAUUGUUAGAAAAGCUGUCGGAGAGCAGGCUAUUUGUGUGAUUGGGCGUGCCCUUUCCUGCAAAUAUUGCCUGGGGGAGAAUUUCAUGGAAGUAGAUAUUGAUAUAGGGUCUUCCAUGGUUGCAAGUGCAAUAGUUCAUUUGGCAUUUGGUUAUAUCUCAACUUUGACUGUUGACUUGGCUUUUCUUAUUGAGAGCCAAGUUGAAUCAGAGCUUCCAGAAAAGAUUUUAGGUGCCUUUAGAUUUUCUGACCUUGAUCCUGCUUCAGCUAGAACAAUCGAGCCGUCAUCUAUUGUGAGUUGUGACGAUGUACAGACAUCUUUACCAACUAGAUUGUGGAAGUCAAUUGGACAGGGAUUUUCUCAUAUUCUUCAUUCAGGUCCUCAAGAAGACGGCUUUACGUCUGAUUCACAACAUAGUAAAGUUGCUGUAGAUCACAAAGAUAAUCCAACUGACAACAAGAACUGAUAUACUGGAUGGAAUUGAAGGGGAACGGAGUUCCAUUUGAGGUGAUGAUUCUUUUAGCAUUUUUUUAUGAUUGGAUUCCAAGCAUCUGUUGUAUGAUUUAAUUCUUGCCUGUGGCAGUACAGUAUUUUGUAAUACUACAGAAAGAAACUUGGAGUGGCCCAAAUUUUUUUGGGCUGGAUUAUCAUGUAUAUCUUAUCUUAUUAAGUAAAUUCAACUAUUUAUAGUA